Didymosphaeria variabile is the source of this 1614-nucleotide messenger RNA. RefSeq lists its product as uncharacterized. Lineage: Eukaryota; Fungi; Ascomycota; Dothideomycetes; Pleosporales; Didymosphaeriaceae. Gene Ontology annotation, molecular function: amino acid transmembrane transporter activity. The transcript is spliced from 4 exons. Gene Ontology annotation, cellular component: membrane. Bases 1 to 1614 code for a protein of 537 amino acids. The record is from RefSeq and is a predicted model, not a curated record. Gene Ontology annotation, biological process: amino acid transmembrane transport.
AUGGAGGAUCACCCCGCGUACAGAGAGUCGAACGAGAAAUCUACAGCGGUGGCUGCUGAAAGCGACCUACGCCGCCGUGAUCAUGGAGCCGAGACGGAGCUGCAGAGGCAUCUCUCCACACGCCACGUUACAAUGAUAGCCCUUGGGUCCUCGAUCGGCAUGGGACUGUGGCUAGGCUCCGGAAAAUCUCUUGCUUCAGGUGGACCAGUUGGUAUCUUCCUAGGCUACGUACUCGCCGGAUCAAUGGUCUGGGCCGUCAGUCACUCGAUCGGAGAGCUGGCUGUUUUGUACCCUCUCCCUUCGGCUUUCGUACAAUGGACGAACAAAUUCGUCACACCGUCAGCCGCCUUUGCUCUCGGCUGGGCUUACUGGUUCAACUAUGUCCUCACCGUUGCCAACGAGAUACAAGUCACCUGUGUCGUUAUGGGUUUCUGGACAGACAAGCUUCCAAACGCCGCAUGGAUCACCAUCUUCUGGGCAGUCGUGAUUUUAGCAAACGUCUUCGGCGUAAAAGUCUUUGGUGAAGUUGAGGUUAUCGGCUCAUCGAUCAAAUUUGGCUGGAUCAUCGUAGUCAUCUUCUCAAUGAUAGUCACCUCCGCAGGUGGUGCUCCUGGUCACGGACCGAUCGGCUUCCGUUACUGGAACUCGGACCCAUUUACUCAUGGCUUCAAAGGCUUCCUCUCAGUCAUACCAACAUGCAUCUUUGCCAUGGCCGGCUCGGAGAACUGUGGUUUAGUGGCUGCCGAAACAAAAAACCCCAGGAAAGCCGUUCCUCGCGCGGUGGGCUCAAUCUGGCUGCGCCUAUCACUCUUUUAUCUGCUGGGAGCUGUCAUGGUCUCCAUCAACGUCGAUCCACGCAACAAAGACCUCUUCGGUCAGUCCGGCACCAAUGCCUCUCCAUUCGUAAUUGCCUACCGGGAAGCUGGCCUGCCCGCCCUUGCCCAUAUGAUGAACGCGAUCAUCCUUAUAUCCGUCGUCUCGACCGGCACCAUCUACGUCUAUGGUGGUAGUCGCAACGUUCUCGGACUCGCGCAUCUAAACAUGGCACCGAAGCAGUUCAAGCUUGCCGAUAGUUCAGGUCGUCCCUGGCCAGCUCUAGCCUUAUCGAUUAUUCUCGGUGGCGGUCUCGCAUACCUCAAUGUGAAGAACAGCUCUGCCGACGUCUUUACUUGGCUUUCCAACAUGACGUCGCUAUUUGCACUAUUCGGCUGGGGCAUGAUCUGUCUAGCCCACAUUCGAUUUCGUCACGCAUGGCAUGCACAGGGCCGGUCCGCUUCCGCACUCCCCUGGAAAUCGUGGACGUACCCAUACGGCGCCUGGUGGGGCCUCGUUUGGUGCAUGGUUCUCAUCGUCGUGGAAUUCUACCUAGCGGUGUGGCCUUUGGGCUCGCCUCCUUCUGCAAAGAGCUUCUUCUCGAACUACGUGUCGGUUAUUGCCAUCCUUGUCCUUUAUCUGGGCGCGAGGCUAUACUAUCGGGGCCCGUGGUGGAUUAAGCUAACGGAUAUCGACCUUGAUGCGAACGGGCGAUUCUAUGUCGAUGGUGAGGUAGAGAAGGAGCCUAAGAAAGGUCUACGUGGUAAGGCAGAGAAGGUACUCGGCGUUGUUUUCAAUUGA